Messenger RNA from Fomitopsis serialis, 1129 nucleotides. RefSeq lists its product as uncharacterized. The record is from RefSeq and is a predicted model, not a curated record. NCBI's taxonomy places the organism in Eukaryota, Fungi, Basidiomycota, Agaricomycetes, Polyporales, Fomitopsidaceae. Bases 320 to 988 code for a protein of 222 amino acids. The transcript is spliced from 3 exons.
GAAUGCACGAUAAUGCAAGAUCUGUGUCGUGCACCUUUGGCCAUGACUUCUAUCACCGGGGCUAUUCCAAGGCUAUUCUGCACCUCAGCCCCGCGCUACCGCCCCGACAGCACCGGCGACUUCAAGAAAACCGCCGUAUUCAUGUUGCUCGUCGGCAUCUAUAAGGACGCGCCCAGGAAUCGUGCGACUGCUACGAGCUACGUCUCGUUGAAUCAGUCGCACAACCCUUCCCUGCAGGCGGACGACGCCUCUGGGUGCUACGUCAGCAUUUGCGCAUCUCGCAGGCCCCGCGCUGCUGGCUCGGCUGACAAUCCGCUAGAUGCAGGUUCCUGCAGAGGCAGCGCUAAUGCAUGAUUACGCCCUGUUGCUCCAGGCGGAAGGAGCUUACAGUCCGGCACAUGGGAGAAGCAUCCCUUCCGCCUCGGGUGAGCGGCGACAACCCUUGUUAGGGUCGGCCUCUUCGCUGGCCCAUCUAUGCUCCACCUCGCGUCUCGCAGUUCAUCUGCCGCUUCACGGCGUGCCUCCUGGGGGGCCCUUGGACACCCAUUAUGCUUUCCCGGAACUGGUCGCUCGUGUGGCGGGCGUUCUUUGCACAUGCCGGUCACGAACAUCAUGCUCACGAGGCUUGGCGUCUUACAUGGGCCAACAGUCGCAUACCUUCCGCCGCUUGUCUACCGCGUCUCGGGCCAUCGCCACCGUCAGUCCGUUCACACGCAGACUGUCCGCGCUGCAAGGUCUAUGUCAAGGAGCCCGCGGAACAUGGCUUGCAAACGCCCCACCACGGAGGUCACGCCGGUACACACAACACGACCCAGGCGAUGCAUCGCCUCGUUUGUGCGAGGUCGUCGCCACUUGCUACGCUUGUCAUGCACGGUUGUAUGAAAGCCGGGCAAACUGCCUGCCAGCGUCGAGGACAGGUACGAUUCGCCCUCUUGAGACUGUCGCUGCUCGCCGUCUCCCCGCACUGGCCAGACCGCCGGUGACAUGAUGCACUGACAUCCGUCGGACCAUCCGUUCGCCAUCAACAAGCCCACUGACGGCGGUCAACGCCGUGUAUCGUCGCCCUGCAAGCUACUAUCCCACGCCAACCCUAGUCAAGAUGCGCUGCGUCUACGUCACCUCUCGGGGC